AUGGGUCACGAGGAGGAACUAACAGCGGAGCAAGUGGAUUUGGGUGUGUCCGCACUGAGGGGCUCGCUGCGGCGCACCUGGAGUGACUUUUGUGCCACCAGCAGUAUCCACGGACUGAGGUACACCCGGGACGAGGACACCAAUCGGAUUGUGCACUUCGUGUGGCUGCUCAUCUCGCUGGUGAUGUUCAGCUGUGCCGUGGCCAUGGCCCACACCUUCUACGUGGACUUUCGCAGCAAUCCGACCCGCAUGAAUGUGGAGAGCGACUACACGCCCAUCAACAGCCUCUACUUUCCACCAGUCACCAUUUGCCCAGAGGUGCUCUUCAACAUGCAAAAGUCCAAGGCAUUCCUGGAGACGCUGCGACUGCCUCAGGGAGCCGAUGUGGCUGGCAUCCUGCGGCAGCUGAACAUUUUCUACGGCUUUAUGCUGGAUGAUGCACGCUUUCCCGAUCGGGAGAUCGAGCAAAUGGAGUCGGUGCUGUCGCUGAACAAUCUGACACUUGAGGAGUUUGUCGAGCACUUGCGCUGGGACUGCCGGCAGAUUCUGCAUCGUUGUCGGUACCACGGAAGGAUUGUGGCCUGCUCAGAGCUCUUUCAGCUCUCGAAGACCUUCUUCGGCAACUGCUGCUCCUUCAAUCUGCGCCAACAGGGACUCAACUUCACCGCUCAAAGAGCUGCUGGAGGUCUGGGCAAUGGCCUGUCGGUGAUCCUGCGGUACCAGGACGACAACUACGACCCCUUGCAGUCCUAUUCGUAUGGCGUGAAGGUACUCAUCCAGGACACCAGUGCCUUUCCCAGUGCCCACGCUGUCUCGAAGUUUGUGGCUUUCAACACGGAGGUUUUCGCCGCCCUGCGACCCGAGGAGACCUUCUGCUCGUCGGCUGUCAAGGCUCUGACCAUCGAGGAGCGAAACUGUGUGUUCGGCAACGAGUUCCACCUGCGCUACUUCCCCGACUACGUCUACCCCAACUGCGAGCUCAACUGCCGCGUGACCAACAUGGUCAAGUUCUGCGGCUGCCACACGUACUUCUUCGACUUCAAUCGCACCGAGGAUCGGAUAUGCUCCUUCCGGGAUAUCCCCUGUUUGGUGGAUAACUUUGCUAACAUAAUCACGCGAGAGAGGAGCACUCAAUGCUACUGUCCACUGACCUGCGAACACUUUGAUUACGAUGUUCAGAUCUCCAAUUUUCCGCUUCAUACCAAUAUGCCAGUGGUGGAUCCCUUCUACUCGGACAUAGCCGAGAAUGAUGGCAUUUUGCAUGUGUUUAUCAACUCUUUCAGCUAUCGGCGCAUUCGCCAGGAUCUGCUCUCGAAUAUGGUCACUUUGGUUUCCAACCUGGGCAGCGCCUUCAGCCUCUUUGUGGGCAUGAGCAUGCUCUCCGUGGUGGAGAUUCUCUACUACUUUUCGAUCAUUCUCCGCAAGAACUAUCUGCAGGAGUGUCGAGCACGCACGAAGAUGCGUGUCCCGCUGCAGCGGGAGGGGCCAAAGUUCGCCUUGCCCAAAACAAAUAAAAAUCCCAAGAAAUCCGUAUUCAUAAUUCACAAAUCGUAA
Drosophila subobscura is the source of this 1554-nucleotide messenger RNA. RefSeq names its product sodium channel protein Nach (gene Nach). Gene Ontology annotation, biological process: sodium ion transmembrane transport. The record is from RefSeq and is a predicted model, not a curated record. Gene Ontology annotation, molecular function: ligand-gated sodium channel activity. The transcript is spliced from 6 exons. The coding region runs from base 1 to 1554 and encodes 517 amino acids. Gene Ontology annotation, cellular component: membrane. NCBI's taxonomy places the organism in Eukaryota, Metazoa, Arthropoda, Insecta, Diptera, Drosophilidae.